Molecule: messenger RNA, 2124 nt
Organism: Ostreococcus tauri
Lineage: Eukaryota; Viridiplantae; Chlorophyta; Mamiellophyceae; Mamiellales; Bathycoccaceae
Product: NAD/GMP synthase
Exons: 1
Coding region: 1-2124 (707 amino acids)
Biological process (GO): NAD+ biosynthetic process
Cellular component (GO): cytoplasm
Molecular function (GO): NAD+ synthase (glutamine-hydrolyzing) activity; ATP binding; glutaminase activity
Source: RefSeq, a predicted model, not a curated record
AUGCGCGCGCUCACCCUCGGCGCGUGCGCGCUGAAUCAGUGGGCGAUGGAUUUCAAUGGGAAUCACGAACGCAUUCGCGCGUCGAUCGUCGAGGCGAAAUCGAAAGGGUGUCGCUAUCGCCUCGGUCCCGAGCUCGAGACGUGCGGAUACGGGUGCGAGGAUCACUUUCACGAGAGCGAUACGGAGGCGCACGCGUGGGAGAUCAUCGCGCGUUUGUGCGCGGAGCCGGGGUUGUUGCGCGGGAGCGCGAUGGUGGCGGACGUCGGCGCGCCGGCGACGAUGGAUGGAUGUCGAUACAACGCGCGCGUGAUCAUCGUGGAUGGGAAGAUUGCGUUGGUGCGACCGAAGCGGUCGUUGGCGGAUGAUGGGAAUUAUCGCGAGUCGAGGUGGUUCACGGCGUGGACGCGGACGAACGAGACGGCGACGUGGAGGCUUCCGGAUUCGUGUAGAGGAUUGGCGUACGACGGCGGCGACGAGGUGCCGUUCGGCGACGGCGCGGUGGUUUUCGACGAUUGCGGAUUGGGGUGCGAGACGUGUGAGGAGUUGUGGACUCCGGACGCGCCGCACGUCGCGUUGGCGCUGAAUGGGAUUGAAAUAAUCGCAAACGGAAGCGGGUCGCAUCAUCAAUUGAGAAAGCUCGACGCUCGGAUGAGUCUGAUACAGAGCGCGAGCGGCAAGGGUGGGGGGAUUUAUCUGUACGCCAAUCAGCGCGGUUGCGACGGUGGUAGAUUGUACUACGACGGAUGCGCGUGCAUCGCGGUGAACGGGAAUAUCGUAGCGCAGGGGAAGCAGUUUGACGUGAGCGACGUCGAGGUCGUCGUCGCCACGGUGGAUCUAGACGAGGUUCGCUCGUAUAGGAACUGCUUCCAGUCGAUGAGCGUACAGGCGGCAAAGGUGACGCCGAUCUCGAAAGUCCGCGUUCAUCAACGACUGUGCGUUCCGGACGAUGUCGGGCGCCUCGAGCGACCGAAACUCAGCGCCCCGCGUGAUGUGGAGUUUCACUCACCCGAGGAAGAAAUCGCGCUCGGACCAGCGUGCUGGUUGUGGGACUACCUCAGACGAUCCGGCGCGAGCGGCUACUUCUUACCGCUCUCUGGAGGCGCCGACUCCUCGAGCACGGCCGCGAUCGUUGGAUCCAUGUGCCAGCUCGUCACAAAGGCGGCGCGCGAGGGCGACGAAGUCGUCGCGAUGGAUAUUCGUCGAAUCGCGCAGCUCGCUCCAAACGCGUCGAUUCCUAGUGCGAACGAGCUCGCCGAGUUGAUAUUUACCACGGUGUAUUUGGGUACCGAUAAUAGCAGCGCGGAGACGCGGGCGAGGGCGAAAGCGUUGGCAAUAGAUAUCGGCGCGUCGCACCUCAGCGUCGCCAUCGACGUCGUCGUGACCGCCGUGGUGACCUUUUUCACCAUGGUGACAGGGAAGACGCCAAAGUUCAAAGUCGACGGUGGCUCUAACCCCGAAAAUUUAGCGUUACAAAACAUCCAGGCGCGCGUGCGAAUGGUUCUGUCGUUCCUCUUCGCUCAGCUCUUGCCGUGGGUGCGAGGCAAGUCGGGCUUCCUUCUCGUCUUGGGUAGCGCCAACGUGGACGAGGGAUUGCGAGGAUACAUGACCAAGUACGACUGUUCCAGUGCGGACAUAAACCCGAUCGGGGGCAUUAGUAAGGGAGAUCUCCGCUCGUUUCUGCGCUGGGGAUCGGUGAAUCUUGGAUAUCCCACGCUAGCGGAGGUGGAACAAGCGCCGCCAACGGCUGAACUUGAACCCAUACGUGACGAUUACGUGCAGACGGAUGAGGAAGAUAUGGGCAUGUCAUACGACGAGCUCGGUGUUUACGGUCGACUACGGAAGAUCUACCGCCUCGGGCCGUUUUCCAUGUUCAAGAGACUGUACAUCGUGGAUUGGGCGGAUAGAGGACUUAGCGCGAGCGAAGUCGCGGAAAAAGUGAAGAAAUUUUUCUUCUUUUAUUCGUGCAACCGGCACAAGAUGACCACGCUCACGCCGUCCUAUCACGCCGAGAAUUACUCUCCUGAUGAUAAUCGCUUCGACCAGCGACAGUUCUUGUACAACGUUCGCUGGCCGUGGCAAUUCAGAAAGAUUGACGAGUUUGUUGCUAAGGAAAAGGAGGGAUGA